Megachile rotundata (alfalfa leafcutting bee) is the source of this 594-nucleotide messenger RNA. RefSeq lists its product as uncharacterized. NCBI's taxonomy places the organism in Eukaryota, Metazoa, Arthropoda, Insecta, Hymenoptera, Megachilidae. The record is from RefSeq and is a predicted model, not a curated record.
AUGUGCAAUAAAUUAGAAAUAUGUGACAGAACUGUUGUUGAUUGGACAAAUUUUUGUAGAGAGUUACUAUUCGAUUGGUUAAUGAACGAACAACAGCAGCUUGGCGGACCAGGAAUUAUUGUAGAAGUAGACGAAGUCAAAAUUGGCAAACGGAAAUUUUAUAAAGGUCGCCUUGUAAAAGGACAAUGGAUAUUUGGCGGAAUAGAACGUGUUACACGCAAAGUUUUUAUUGUGCCUGUAGAAAACCGACGAUCUGAAACUUUAUUAACAUUAAUUACAAAAUAUAUUGCUCCUAGAUCAAUUAUUUAUAGUGACUGUUGGCGUGGAUAUACUGCUCUCGAAAAUGACAACAAUUAUGUACAUAAAACAGUUAAUCAUAGUGAAAAUUUUGUAGAUCCAAAUACUAAUGUUCAUACUCAAAACAUAGAAAGAUUAUGGAGAGAACUACGCAGUAAUAUUCCACGUUUUGGCACUCGAGAAUAUCAUUAUAACCAUUAUAUUGCCGAAUUCUUAUUUAAAAGAGUCUAUGCUUUCGAUAAACUUAUUGAUGCUUUUUUUGAAAUAAUGAGCAAAUUGUAUCCAAUAAAUAAUUAA